CUUCAUAGAGGCGGGGCUGCGGAUGGCUCCGGGGUUCCUCUGACUUCCGGACAUCUCCCUGAGAGUCGCGCAGAGUGGAGCCAGAGGCAACCAGUGCUCGCUGCGGUCUCUGGGGAUCGGGACCGCGGCGACGGCCCCGCGGGCGAGAUGUUCCGUGGCUUGAGCAGUUGGUUGGGCUUGCAGCAGCCGGCGGCAGGCGGUGGGCAGCCCAAUGGAGACGCUCCACCCGAGCAUCCGUCCGAGACGGUGGCUGAGUCCGCGGAGGAGGAGCUGCAGCAAGCGGGAGACCAGGAGCUCCUCCACCAGGCCAAAGACUUCGGCAACUAUUUAUUUAACUUUGCAUCUGCUGCCACAAAAAAGAUAACUGAAUCAGUUGCUGAAACAGCACAAACAAUAAAGAAAUCCGUAGAAGAAGGAAAAAUAGAUGGCAUCAUUGACAAGACAAUUAUAGGAGAUUUUCAGAAGGAACAGAAAAAAUUUGUUGAAGAGCAACAUACAAAGAAGUCAGAAGCAGCUGUGCCCCCAUGGGUUGACACUAACGAUGAAGAAACAAUUCAACAACAAAUUUUGGCCUUAUCAGCUGACAAGAGGAAUUUCCUUCGUGACCCUCCGGCCGGCGUGCAAUUUAAUUUCGACUUUGAUCAGAUGUACCCCGUGGCCCUGGUCAUGCUCCAGGAGGAUGAGCUGCUAAGCAAGAUGAGAUUUGCCCUCGUUCCUAAACUUGUGAAGGAAGAAGUGUUCUGGAGGAACUACUUUUACCGCGUCUCCCUGAUUAAGCAGUCAGCCCAGCUCACCGCCCUGGCCGCCCAACAGCAGGCCGCAGGGAAGGAGGAGAAGAGCAAUGGCAGAGAGCAGGAUUUGCCGCUGGCAGAGGCAGUACGGCCCAAAACGCCACCCGUUGUAAUCAAAUCUCAGCUUAAAACUCAAGAGGAUGAGGAAGAAAUUUCUACUAGCCCAGGUGUUUCUGAGUUUGUCAGUGAUGCCUUCGAUGCCUGUAACCUAAAUCAGGAAGAUCUAAGGAAAGAAAUGGAGCAACUAGUGCUUGACAAAAAGCAAGAGGAGACAGCCGGACUGGAAGAGGAUUCUGCAGAUUGGGAAAAAGAACUACAGCAGGAACUUCAAGAAUAUGAAGUGGUGACAGAAUCUGAAAAACGAGAUGAAAACUGGGAUAAGGAAAUAGAGAAAAUGCUUCAAGAGGAAAAUUAGCUGUUCCUGAAAUAGAAGAAUAAUUCUUAACAGUCUGCAAACUGACAUUAAAUUCUAGAUGUUGACGCUUACGGAAUCAGAAGGCAUAAAAGAGUAUAAUUUUAUGAAAUUCAAAAUUAUUCUUUUUUCAAGUUGAAACUUGCCUCUUCUACUUUAAAAAAGUAUAUAGAACAGUUACUUCUAAUAAUCAGAAAGAGGUGUUUUGUAGAACAUUUCUUUAAUAUAAAUAAAGUUAGAGAUGUCUUCGUAGGCAGUAUGGCUAUCUUUGCCACAGAAACAUAAGUAAAAUUUUAGAGUUCUGUUUUCCAUAAGGUCAGAAAUAUAAUUUAUUCCUCAGUCAUGGUUUUCUAAAUAUCUGUACUCCACAUUGCAUUUUAAUUGAUAUGUGGGUGUUAAAGUACCUACUUAAUGGGUUGAUUACUAUCAAAAUGACCAAAUUAUACCAAAGAACUUAAGAGGAAGCAAUUUCAGAACUAUUCGCCUGCCAAGUAUUUUCUAAAAUUCCACCUGAAAGCCAAAAGAUAAAAUAAAUAAGUUGAUUUUAAUGAUA
Nomascus leucogenys (northern white-cheeked gibbon) is the source of this 1756-nucleotide messenger RNA. RefSeq names its product synapse associated protein 1 (gene SYAP1). Gene Ontology annotation, cellular component: synapse; cytoplasm. The record is from RefSeq and is a predicted model, not a curated record. Lineage: Eukaryota; Metazoa; Chordata; Mammalia; Primates; Hylobatidae.